Messenger RNA from Pseudoliparis swirei, 3036 nucleotides. It is a transcript of the gene kdf1b, whose product is annotated as keratinocyte differentiation factor 1b. Gene Ontology annotation, biological process: regulation of epidermal cell division; keratinocyte development. The record is from RefSeq and is a predicted model, not a curated record. The transcript is spliced from 4 exons. Bases 167 to 1267 code for a protein of 366 amino acids. Lineage: Eukaryota; Metazoa; Chordata; Actinopteri; Perciformes; Liparidae. Gene Ontology annotation, cellular component: cell junction.
UGCACACUUUUAGUUCAUUUGAUACACGGGACGUUAAGAAAGUAUUUAAACAGACAUGUUUAAUGCGAGGCGGCGAAGAAAGACGACAGUAGUUGGGAUGUCAGUCGGUGGACGCAGCGUGUAAACUGAGAGGAGGCGAAUGUUUAAUUCUGGGGGCCAGUAAGUCAUGUCAGCCGGCAGCGUUGGCAGUCUGAAGCACAGCCAAGGACCCGGCAGCUAUAGGCAUGGAACUAGCCGGAGCAGCAGCCAGAGGUCGUCCUACGAGGAGCGCUGUGUCGACCCGGUGGAGGACCGGCUCCCCACCCCAGAGCCAAAGUUAGUCCACAGAGCUCAUCUGAAAGACGCCGAUGAGAAGGAGUGUGAGUCCAUUGGCUUCAUUCCUGGCUCAGCCGACCCGUCCUCCGCGACACAAACCUGCAAUCCCUGCUCUCCUCAAAGGGGCUGCAGGACCUUUGUGUGCAGCGUGCUCACCUGCGGCCUGUACCGGGUGUGCCAGCGGUCCAUCCUCGCUCCGAGCCUGGCGCCGAACGAGAGCACCCUCGACGAACCAGAGAAGGUGAGCCUCCAGUCCGUGAACCCAGAAGGCGACAAAGAGGAAGACGGUACAUACUGGCCAGGGGACGUCCGCAUCGCCGGAGUCAAAGUUGACAGUCCGAGAGAGUACUUGGAAGUUGAAACUGAAUCUCCGACAUAUGGGCCAACACAGCCCAGCCACCCGUCUUUGCACGAGUCCAUGAGGUUCUAUGACUGGGAAGAUGGCGAGGAGGACGUGGACUCGCUGAUUACGAAGAAGCUGCUGGAGCUCUACUCUGAGUAUCAGAUCGAAGAGUUGGCCAGGUGCACCACAGACUCUGUGUUCCUGAAGAAGAGCAAGGCCAUCAACCAGCUCAUCAACUCGCUGGCGGAGGAGCACAAAAUGGGCGAGCAGGAGGCGGAGUGCCGGCUGGUGCGCGGCAUCAUCCGCAUCAGCACUCGGAAGAGCACCAAGAGGAGGCCGCGCUCCUCCAGGAGGGAGAGGACGCUGUCGGACAGCGGGAAUGAGACGAUGAGGGAGGGCGAUUCCUUUUCAUUGAGCAACAACAAUGAUUACAAAUCCAAUCCAAACAUCCAGAUAUCUGAACUGACCUCCUCGGACAAGUGUGCCAGAGAUAUGUGGAGGGCCAAUGGAGGUCAUACUUCCGGUUGUCCAACAGCCUACUCGCCUUCUUCUCCCACUGAGGCUAAUUCUUCAGGUGUUCCACUCAAUCUCACCUCCGUGAGAACAUGAUUCCUGCUCAACAAUGGCCACACACACUUGAAUCAUUUGUCCUGCUGUGUCCACAAGGUCACUUGUGGGCGGCUGAAAGGCGACACUACUUGCACAGGAGCCUGUGGCUGAGCCGAGCUCUUUGUCGAGACCGCGGCUCCACGGCUGUGCGAAAAGAAAAUGUGAAUAUUCAUAUUGUCUGAAGGAUUUCAGUGAACUCAGGGCCCUGUGUGUCGAUAUUUAUGUUUAAUGAAUAUGAUGUGUGUGUCUGAAGGAUUGCUUGAUUGAGAGCUCGUCCUGCAGAUCUUUAUGGCUCUUAUUGUAUCUCGUUUAACCGUCCGACUCGUCCUUGAAGAAGAGUUGUGUUCAUGAAAGAUGACUCAUUUUGGACGGUCAUAUUAUAUAUAUAUAUAUAUAUAUAUAUAUUCUUGUUGCACAGGGUUCAUAUUUCUUUAUUUUUAUAUAUAUUUAUAUAUAUAUAUAUAUAUAUAAAGAACCUUGUGCUUAAAUUAUAUAUAUAUAUAUAUGUGUAUAUAUAUAAUAUAUAUAUUCUUGUUGCACAUUUUUUAUCAUCUUGUAAUUAUAUUAGAUUUUAAUUUGAAGUAAUAUAUGUGAAGUAAUCAGUGAUUCCAGAUGAUUGAUCAUAAAUUAUAUUCUGGGAGUUUUUCAUAAUUUGCCAUAUUUCAUAUUGAUGUAAGACGCAUAGUGUGGAAACCAUGUGAAGAAUAUUUUGUCAUCUUUGGAUUGAGCCUGGCUGUUUCCCACAGUUUCAGUCUGAAUGCUAAACCAACAGAUAUUAAAGUUGUAUUCUUCUCCUUAAUCCUACUUGUUAGUUUUCCCCUGGAGAAAGACAAGUACUUUUUAUUUUUAUGCGAGGUUUAUGACGUUCAUAUUGUGUGAAGCAUGUUUUUAUUUCUUCAAGUUCCUUAUUAGUGUAAUAACAUGACGCUCGUAAAGCAAAUGGCUCUCUAUGAGCGUCCUGUCUGUAUUCAAGUGUCACACUGUACGACCUUAUGAAAGCCGGUUCGAGCUGCAGCUGGUCUGAUAUCAUGGAUUACGACUAUAAUGAGAUUAUUCUGCCUGGAGCAGUGAAUGUCAGCCUUCCUACCACAGCUGUGCUUGCUGUGUUUGCUCCAGGGUUCUUAUGGGAAUUUGUCCAGCUGAAUGUAUUCAGCUCUGUGUGCUUCUUAUCAGCGUGAGCUCAUGGACCCUAUUGUGAUACCUUCAGUUCACACACACGGGCCACUAAUCCACAUGUUUUUAAAAUGUCUGGUUUAUCUAUCCUCUUGUGCCCAAUUUUCAAGUGUAAGUAAGUAUGCUUUUUUUUCUUUUUAAUUAAUGAUUUGCAAAAGAGAUAAUUUAAGGAACGUGACAUCACAGUGUGUUUUUUUAUUGUGUCAGGACAUUUUUUGCAGCAUCAGGGUGGUUAUAAACAAUGGUGGGAAAACUGGUUGCACAGGUUUCCACCAAGAAGCAGAACAUGACACUAUAUUGACGAUGUGACUAAUGAGUGUCUGUCAUACAUUCUGUAUCAUCCUAACGCACUUCUCAUUUCACCAAACUGGCUGACUUGUCUGCUAAAGCAUGUCGUCUUCAUUCGCACAUUACAUUUUCUCAGAAGGUUUUCCUGGAUUUCCAAAUUGUAACGCUGGAGCCUCUCACCAGGUGUUGCAUUUCGUAUUUUCGUCAAAUGAUGCGUUGACGGGUUCUUAUAUUGACACUAAAUCAUCUUUUAACUGAUUUCUUGUUGUAAAAAAAACAAUAAAGUGAAUGAAGUGAAACAAAAAUAA